AUGAAUCUAUUACAUUCCAAGCUUCGUCGUAGCUUUUGCGUGCCGCUGAGUAUCCGCAAAAAUCCGGAGAAGAUCAGAAAAAGAGGUUGUGUCAAUUUGGAUAUGAUGGACUCGUUGGAUGUGUUGGUAAUUGGGGAUCCCUUAUUUGGCAAGUCCUUGAUGACCGAAAGAUUUGCGAACGCUUCAGGGGCUUAUUGUGUGAUUGAGUAAGCCUGGUCUUGCAGCGGGAUUUCUUUAUAACAAAUUUUGCAAAAAAAAUCCGUUUUGAAAGCGGUUUUUGUGGGCUUGCCUUGGCCUAAAUUUAUAUAUAGUUUCCUUGAUAACUGUUAUUACAAGUAGGGCUUGAUUUACAAGACUUCGGUGUACAAAGCUUUCACGGUAAUGGUAGAAGAAGUAUUAAACUCCAAGUGCGACGCUCAGGCUUUGAUUUACAUUUUUUCUAAGACAUGCAAGACUUCUAACUUGCGGUCUGCAGAAACGACCGGAAUUUUUAAAUCAAAAUACGGAAAAAAUUUAAAUUUUUUUUUGCAAAUUUUGGCAUGAAAAGCUUCUUGGCUAUUUCUUCCUUUGAAGUAUACUGCAUUUACUGUCUACUCUUUUUUUAGGCCUUACAUUCACAAAGUGAUUCAUCGUCACAUCAACGGGCAACUUGUGCAUUUUACAUUGACCAAUCUUCCCGACGAAGUAAUACCACCUUGAAAUUGAGAUUUUAACUUAUGUAGAAUGCAACUAAAUUACUUAUUUCAGCACAUCUCACUGAAAGACAUUACCAAAGCCAACGCGAUUAUUCUUCUGUUUGAUGAAGAAGAUGCGGAAUCUCUCGACAGAUUGCGAAGGGUUUGGAUGGAUAAAUUCGCCAAACUCUGCGAGAACGCGCUCGUUUUUGUUUGUGGUAGGCAGAUCUGUGCCCCGAAAAAGGGUGCCAAUUACAAGAACGUAUUUUACAUUUUUUUUGUAUUUUUUGCAGGCAUAACCAGCUAUAUUCACCAAAGAAGAUUAUUCUUUCAUUCUCGGCCUUCUCGAGAAGACAUUCAAAAAUUUGUGCGACUGGUGAACGCAGUGGAUUUCUUUAGUGUCGAGUUGGAAAGCUCGGCACAGAUUUGUCAGGUACCCUUUGUUUACCUUUUUUGGGGUUUUUUGAAAUCUUAAAGCCAAAAUUUUUAUCUUUUUUUAGGUUUUCGACAGUGUGCACGAUAAAUGUUACGUCCCUAUGCGACGUAAAAAGCGCCGCAGUUUGUCGCCAAAGUCACUCAGCAAUCUCAAAUUUUGGUGA
Molecule: messenger RNA, 1273 nt
Organism: Bursaphelenchus xylophilus (pine wood nematode)
Lineage: Eukaryota; Metazoa; Nematoda; Chromadorea; Rhabditida; Aphelenchoididae
Source: the annotation of a GenBank genome assembly